This is a messenger RNA of Solea senegalensis (Senegalese sole), 3089 nucleotides long. It is a transcript of the gene cers2a, whose product is annotated as ceramide synthase 2a. Gene Ontology annotation, biological process: ceramide biosynthetic process. The coding region runs from base 416 to 1561 and encodes 381 amino acids. The transcript is spliced from 11 exons. Gene Ontology annotation, cellular component: membrane. Gene Ontology annotation, molecular function: sphingosine N-acyltransferase activity; DNA binding. The record is from RefSeq and is a predicted model, not a curated record. NCBI's taxonomy places the organism in Eukaryota, Metazoa, Chordata, Actinopteri, Pleuronectiformes, Soleidae.
GCCCUCACUCCUCUUUUUAACAUCAUACCAUAACGUUCACUGCUGCCGAAGAUUUGAACUACCCGGCUCAAAAUUCCGAAUACUUUGAUCUGACUUGAAAGUGAUUCACAGAAUAUCCCCCCUUCCUGGUUUCCAUCAGUACGAGUCAACGACACAAGGAAGAGUUUUGAGGGGAGUGAGGGCACGAUACUAGUUUGUUUUCUGUAGUUUUUUUUCUCUCUCUCUCUCUCCUCUUCCUUAAAAUGUGGCGAAGCCGAGGUCCCGAGAAGAGAUAAGGGCGGAUUGUUGCAACAACUUGGGAUGUGUUUGACGGAGAGAAGGGAUUAACAUCUGCUCAGUGACGACAGGAACAGAAAAGGUGCAGCAGCCAUACAUUUGAAGAGCACACUCGCUGCUGAGCCACAGUGAACGCAGGAUGUCUCAGUUGAGAGAGAUGAUAUGGGCAGACUGGAUCUGGUUUCCUGAAGGCCAUGGCUGGGCUGACCUGACGGACCAUGAUGGCAAAGUCUUCCCCAAAAUGCAGGACCUCUGGGCGACUUUCCCCAUCGCUCUCUGCUUCCUGGUCAUCAGACCAAUAUUUGAAAGAAUAGUAGCGAGUCCUCUAGCAUCUUUGCUGGGAGUGAGUGACAAACCGCGUAUUUGUGCUCCUUCAAAUCCCACCCUGGAAACCUAUUACUGCAGCACAUCAAAGCAUCCCACACAGAGCUCCAUGGAGAGUUUAAGUAAACAGACGGACUGUUCAGUACGGCAGAUUCAGAGGUGGUUCAGGCGGCGGAGAAACCAGGACCGGCCCAACAAGCUAAAAAAAUUCCAGGAAGCAAGUUGGAGGUUUACUUUUUACCUUCUCGCUUUCUUUGCUGGCCUGGCAGUUCUUAUCGAUAAACCUUGGUUCUACGAUGUGAAGCAAGUAUGGGAAGACUUCCCGAAAAUGCCACUGUUGCCUUCUCAGUACUGGUACUACGUGAUCGAACUAGGCUUCUACAUCUCGCUGCUUGUCAGCGUAGCAUCAGAUAUCAAGCGUAAGGAUUUCAAAGAGCAGAUAGUUCACCAUGUAGCCACUAUCCUUCUUAUCAGUUUCUCUUGGCUGGUCAACUACAUCCGUGCAGGGACUUUGAUCAUGUUGGUGCAUGAUGCCUCUGACUAUCUAAUGGAGUCCGCCAAAAUGUUCAACUACGCAGGUUGGAGGAAAACCUGCAACUUCAUCUUCACGGCAUUUGCUGCCAUGUUCAUCGUCACCCGCCUCAUCAUCCUCCCCUUCUGGAUCAUACAUACAACAUUGGUGUACCCACUGACCCUCUACACCCUCUUCCCUGGCUUCUACUUCUUCAACGGGCUGAUGGUUGUGCUGCAGAUUCUGCACAUCUUCUGGGCAGCGCUCAUCUUGCGGAUGGUCGUCAAAUUCCUGCCAGGAAAUGACAUUGUUGAGGAUGAGCGGAGUGAUAAAGAGGAAACAGAGUCGGAAGAUGAAGAGCACGAUCCUGAGCAGAGGGGGAAAUCUAAAAAUGGCCACAUGCAGAACGGCCACACCCCUCUCAACAACAACCACAGGAAGAGGCACUGAUCUAUCAGUGGGAAGUGGAGAUGAUAACAUGUGGCCCUUACCUGAAAGCCAAAGAAUGACCAUGUUUGAUUGGGCAGCACGCACGCACACACACACACACACACAGUCACAUCUAGUCAUCCAUCCAUCCCCUCCUUUCUGACAUCCUGGUAGUCUAAUCUGGAUAAUUUCAUCACUGGAGAACCACAAUGAUUGGUACUUAAGCAGCAGAGUGGUUUUCUUGUUACAUCCGCCUUCCCCUCCUCUUCAGUGUAAUUUGCGUUUUUUGCCAAGAAUUUGUGCUGUUGACCAAGUUGCAGAAUCUGCCUUCUCGUAGCUUCAUAACAUGUUACUGGAAGUGUUUUUAAACACACUGUGCUUAUGGGGCAGUCGUUCCCCGCCUGCACAGUUUGUUCACACACUUCCAAGUAUUGCUGCUUUUGAACUUGACUGUUUUCUGCUCUAAAUGAUGACGCUGAGGUGGGUGACUUUGUGAGAGCAGCGUUAGGAGAAUGAGGCCAUGCCUUUGUGUGGACCAUAAUCUGGUUGCAGAUUGUGGCUUCAUACUUAAUCUUUGCAAGAUGCACUUGCCAUUUUGUCACUUUGGUUGAAAUGUUCUUGUUUCAGUGAUGUUUAAAGUAAAAAAUAAUUGGGAGAUAAAUAAUAUUUUUUAACAUUUUGAAAGAGUACGAGGAGGUGCUCCACCUGCGAUGUGUGUGAUAUAAUGUGCCUUAAGUUUGUCUAAAAUGCUUGGCCUUACGGGCAGCAGAAUGCACAGGAAUCAUUUUAAAUGUUUUUUGUUUAUGCUCAAUGACUUUUUAGUUUUUGACUUUUAUGUUGCUUUGUAUUUUAUUUGUUUUUGCGGUCCAGUCAACGGUUUCAAUUUGGGAGCAAUUUGUUUAAGUGUAACCCAAACCAAUCACAAAGUGUUCAUGAAUUCUUUAUGUGCUGGAAGAGUCAAUAGCAUUUCCAUUCAGUGUUGUUUUUCCCAUCCAUCCAAAGAUGCACUUUAUGGUUUCUUCUACAGAUCAGCUUUGACGAUAUGUUUGGUAAAGAAGGCGGUAAAUGUUUGAUUCAAAUUGACUCAUUUUUUAGUUUCAGAGCAUUUGGGAGUUUGAUAUCAAAUUUUACUUUGAUAUUUAUUCAUAUUAUUUAGCCUCUUUUUUGUGUUUGUUUAAAAAAAGAAGCUGUUUAGUGAAAUCUAAAAAAAUAAUGCACCAAAGUAUGGUUUACUUUUGUAUGACCUUGUCAUUUUGAAGUGCCUUCUUCAUUUCAAGUGUCAUUUGUAAAGAGAAAAAAAACCACACAUUUUCUGUGCCUUUUGUCUUUAUUUCUGUAAUCGUUGUGCCUCAACACAUUCGACAGCCCUGCGCAGUAACACUCAUGGCCUCUAACUUUUCUCUAAACCUGGUCUCAUGACGACUGGUCGGCUGCAGCAAGCUCUCAAUGGCUUUGCUACUACAGAACGUGGUUUUUAUUCUGCAUUAUGUGUGGCUGAGAUGUAAAAUAAUAAUGAUGAUGAUGAUAAAGAUAAUAGUGUAUAACUAUG